This is a messenger RNA of Cucurbita moschata (crookneck pumpkin), 715 nucleotides long. RefSeq names its product 40S ribosomal protein S11. Gene Ontology annotation, biological process: translation. Gene Ontology annotation, molecular function: structural constituent of ribosome. The record is from RefSeq and is a predicted model, not a curated record. NCBI's taxonomy places the organism in Eukaryota, Viridiplantae, Streptophyta, Magnoliopsida, Cucurbitales, Cucurbitaceae. Gene Ontology annotation, cellular component: cytosolic small ribosomal subunit; ribosome. The transcript is spliced from 6 exons. The coding region runs from base 74 to 553 and encodes 159 amino acids.
GCUGCCUCUAGGGUUUUUCUUUUGGAUCAGACUCUGCGGCUUAGUCGUCUAUCGUAGCUUCGAUACCUUAAUCAUGGCGGAACAGACGGAGAAGGCUUUUCUGAAGCAGCCGAAGGUGUUUCUUAGCUCGAAGAAAUCGGGGAAAGGAAAGAGGCCAGGAAAAGGAGGAAAUCGGUUUUGGAAGAGCAUUGGCUUGGGGUUUAAAACUCCAAGAGAGGCUAUUGAAGGAACAUAUAUUGAUAAGAAGUGUCCAUUCACUGGCACUGUUUCCAUUAGGGGGCGUAUACUGGCAGGUACCUGCCACAGUGCCAAGAUGGUGAGAACCAUCAUUGUUAGACGUAACUAUCUUCACUAUGUGAAGAAGUAUCAAAGGUACGAAAAGAGGCACUCUAACAUUCCAGCACACAUAGCUCCUUGCUUUAGGGUGAAAGAGGGAGACCACGUCAUCAUUGGCCAGUGCAGGCCUUUGUCGAAGACAGUGAGGUUUAAUGUAUUAAAAGUGAUUCCUGCUGGAUCAUCCACAGCUGGUAAGAAGGCUUUCACCGGUAUUUAAGUCGAGAAUUUUCAGUCCAGUAUUUGUUUAUGUGAAGGGGAUAAUAUGUUAGCAUGAGCUUUCUUUAGCUAAAUGAUCUUGUCACUUUAUUUAUUAACUGAGUUUUCCAUUAUUGUGAUACUACUGCAAUUUUGAUUUCCCAAGUUUUGCUUAUUUUCAUCA